UCUACUGUUGAUAUCAGUGAAGACAAAAAACUAAUGCUGGCAGUCAUUGGCUCGAACGAAACAUUGCGCUCUCUCGGUCCCGAGUCAAAUGAUAUAGCCCACUUCGAGGCGACUGGACUCGAUGGCGGAGACGAGUUCACGUUCAAGGGAUGGGUGCAACAAAAGCUCUUCCUUGGUAUUGAGCCAUCUCCAGAUAUUAUAGCGAUCGCAACGAUAUACUUUGUGGAAGGCGCUUUGGGUUUGGCGAGACUGGCACAAACGUAUUUGCUCAAGGACGAGCUUGCACUUGGACCGGCGGAAAUGUCGGCACUCACGGGGGCACUGGUGUUACCCUGGACUAUCAAGCCACUCUAUGGAUUUUUGAGUGAUGGAUUUCCAUUGUUCGGGUUUCGGAGAAAAAGUUAUCUGAUUGUAGCUGGUCUUAGUGGCGGGCUCUCUUACUCUGUCCUUAGUUUGUCUGGCUUUUGGGAAAGCCUCGACAAGGGCGUUGCCAUUAGUGGUACUGUUGGUGCAUUACUACUGAGUAGCGCAUGCAUAGCCAUGUCAGAUGUUGUGGCCGAUGGAAUAGUCGUGACUCGGACUAGGCAGGCAAAAGAUCCUGCAAUAGCAGGCGGUCUUCAGUCUCUGUGCUGGGGAUCGGCGGCUGUCGGAGGUUUGUUGUCGGCGUACUUUUCUGGAGCUUUGUUAGAAGUUAUGUCUAUUCGGAGUAUCUUUGGUAUUACAGCUGUGCUGCCAUUUAUGGUCGCAUUGAUAGCGCUUCAAAUGGAAGAGAAGCCUUACGUAAAGGAAGAAGGGCACGAAGGAUUGGUCAUGGGUGUCAAGGACCAAGCGAAUGCUCUUUGGGAGGCACUCAAACAGCCUUCCAUUUGGAAACCUACGCUGUUUUUGUUUUUAUGGCAAUCAACACCAACAUCCGAUGGUGCGUUCUUUUAUUUUAUGAGCAAUGAUUUGGGUCUGGGACCGGAAUUUAUGGGACGUGUUCGACUGGUUACAUCGCUCGCCACUUUGGGCGGAGUUGUCGUAUACAACCAAUAUCUGAAACGAGUGCCCAUAAAAUCCAUUUUGUUUUGGUCUACAAUCGCAUCCUUCCCGCUCGGCAUGCUGCCCGUUCUACUUCUCACCCACGUGAAUCGCGAAUUGGGUAUUCCCGAUCAGGCCUUGAUUUUUGGAGACGACAUUGCCUUGGCGGCCCUCGGUGAAAUCGCCUUUUUGCCGACUCUUGUACUGGCCGCUCGUCUUUGUCCACCAGGGGUCGAAGCCGUAUUGUUCGCCACACUCAUGUCGGUAUUCAACGGUGCCGGCACGGUGGGAACCGAACUUGGCGCUCUUUUGACCAAGUUGUUUGGUGUGACGGAUAGCAAUUUUGACAACUUGGUGUGGUUGACUGUCCUUUGUAACGUCACUUCUUUGUAUCCACUUUUCUUUAUCGGGUGGCUCGACAAGAUAGGGGAUGUCUCCGAAGAGGAGAUGGAAAGCAAAAAGGGUGUGAUUGAAACAACGGCAAGAACUAAAGAAACGUAGAGGUAGAUCAAUAGGCCGCGAAUGAAAGUGUUCGUAGUCGCAAUUAGAAGAUCCGGUGCAUCGUGUGGUGUCUGUCACCCAGCUGCAACUCUUUACUGUUCACGAAUGCCGAUUUGUUGCUACCUCUACUCGUACACUAAUU
This is a messenger RNA of Phaeodactylum tricornutum CCAP 1055/1, 1663 nucleotides long. RefSeq lists its product with no specific name. Gene Ontology annotation, cellular component: membrane. The coding region runs from base 34 to 1521 and encodes 495 amino acids. The record is from RefSeq and is a predicted model, not a curated record. NCBI's taxonomy places the organism in Eukaryota, Bacillariophyta, Bacillariophyceae, Surirellales, Neidiaceae. The transcript has a single exon.